AAUAGUGUCAAUACAUGCGGAAUGCGGAUUGCAGAGGCGAUUGUCCGCUCCGUGCACAACGGAUUCGACCAGCGACCUGUUUAUUCUGGUUAAUUGUGAUAGUUUGCGACAAGAAAAACUGCCAGGGAUCCCGACGACUUGCGUUAGCAAUUUUAUUUGAAUUGACGUGGUUCAGCGUACUAACAUUGCACUUUUGACUGACAUCCCUAUAUCCCUUGGUAAUACUCAUAAAAAAAUCAAAAUGUCUCUUUAUCCUACGCUAGAAGAUAUGAAAGUAGAUCAUAUGAUGAAGGCUCAAAUACAAGCCGAAUCACAAUAUGUUGCUCCGAUACCGAUACAAGCCGAUCUCACGGCUCCUUCGGCGCCGACUUACGUCCCUUCUGCACCCGGUAUGCUGUAUCCGUCCUUAGGAGAUUACAUGGGUCUCGAGCUGAACGAAGAGACCAUUGCGCAAAAUAUGCCUGAAUAUGCGCUCGCUACGCGUCAAAAUGCGAAUGAUGUAGCUCUUACUUCGACAAACGUAACAUGUAGCCCAUUAGCAGGGAUGAUCGCUCCUUUGUCAGGACAAUCCGUGGCUUUGCAGAAAGCUCAUGUAACAAAUGGUAUCAGAGAGUUGAUACUUUGUAAAGACGGUGAUGGAAAGGUUGGUGUUAGAGUACACUCGAUAAACAAUGGAGUCUUUGUUUGCCUUGUGAGUCAAAAUUCUCCAGCGGCAAUGGCCGGACUACGUUUCGGUGACCAAAUUUUAAGCAUCAAUGACGUGUGCGUUGCUGGAUAUUCAAUGGAUCAAGUGCACAAACUCCUCCGUAAUGCGGAUGUCAAUGGGAUCAAAGUAAUCGUGCGUGAUAGACCACUCGAGCGUACUGUAACAAUGCACAAGGAUAGUAUGGGGUACAUCGGAUUUCAAUUUAAGAACGGAAAAAUAAUUGCUCUAGUGAAAGAUUCGUCGGCCACGCGAAACGGACUUUUAACCGAUCAUCAAAUACUCGAGAUUAACGGAAAGAAUGUAGUUGGGAUGAAGGAUAAAGAUAUUACAACGGAGAUUGAAAAAGGUGGAGACAUCAUCACCGUAACGAUAAUUCCAUCGUACAUUUACGAUCACAUGAUAAAAAAAAUGUCCAGUAGCUUGUUGAAGAGUUUGAUGGAUCAUUCCGCGCUGGAUCUUUAAAUGGAAAUCAAUUGCCAGUUUCAUAUAUUGCCAUACAGCCAACUGUGCCAAUGGGCAUGUGCAUUACUCUCCGUAGCUUCAUUACAAAAAAGUAACGAGUACGCUACAUAUCGUACACUGUAUAAGCACAUUUACAAGAUGCCAAUCAUAUUUCCAUAGCAAGCGUAUAUGUGAUACCCGUUUAAAAACAGCCUAUAUUACGUGUCAUGUGUAUUUCGACACUAAUUGGCUAAAAAUUACGAAAAGAUAUUUAUCAGAGAUUAUUUUUUUAUACAGAUGCACGUCUAAACUUGCGAAAAAUAUGCAGAUUUAAAUAUUCCACUCCAGACGCAAGGAGAAAGUUUCUGAUUACAUUUAUUCUAAUAGCGUGAACAAUUAUGCUUGCACUAUAAAAUGAUACUAUUACGUCCUCUAUUGCACAAAUUUUUUAAAUCCACAUCAUUAUUUAGAGCAGAGUCAUUAAUAACAUGUCGUUAUUUUUACAUUACUUUUUUCUAAUUAAUGAAAAUCUUAUCUUUUUUCAUUUUUUCAUUUGUUUGACUAAAAUGACGAAAAUUCAUUGACUAUAAUUUCGAGUUAUAAUUGUCGUUUAAAUUACAAAUUUAUAAUAUAAAAUAACUUUUUUAAAUUCGAAUAUAACAUUUUUUUGCUUUAUAAAAUCUUGCACGUAACAUAUUUUCACUCUAACAAGCCACUUCUACGUAUGUUAAAAAAUAUUGUGAAAAGUAGCGGUUAUUAUAGUCACUAGGCAAACGUUAACUAUUUUUUUAUUACCUCUCAAGUAUCUUCUAUGAUAAAUUACCCAUUUUAUAUUA
This is a messenger RNA of Temnothorax curvispinosus, 1983 nucleotides long. Its product is annotated as syntenin-1-like. The transcript has 8 exons. The record is from RefSeq and is a predicted model, not a curated record. Bases 242 to 1168 code for a protein of 308 amino acids. NCBI's taxonomy places the organism in Eukaryota, Metazoa, Arthropoda, Insecta, Hymenoptera, Formicidae. Gene Ontology annotation, molecular function: protein binding. Gene Ontology annotation, cellular component: plasma membrane; cytoplasm.